CUGACUUAAUUGAGUUCCAUAAUUUCAGUUCAAUUUACCUCCACAAUUUCAAUUCAUAAGUUAAUGUGUUGGUCUGUGGCAGCUUUGUUAUACAAGUUCCUUACAGCAAAAUCAUAUUAAUCAUCACAGAAUAAGGUGCAAAGACUAGUCUUGUUGUGGACUAGUCUUUGUGUGUUUAUUUCAGCAGAUCCAUACCAGGAUAUCACUGCCAAACUCUAAACUACUCAAACAAAUAAGCAAAACAAAUAUACUAAACUUGAAUGGAUUGCGCUCAAAAACAAAAUUUGGACCUUCCUUUUUCUUUUUCAAGCUUAUCCCAGUUUGGAUAAAUUUUUUUUUUGUAAUGCUUAGACACCAUAGUUGCUUGUCAUAUGAUUAGCAAGUGAAAGACUCUUACCAUGCCUAUUUUUAUUGGAGGGGUUAUACUAUUUAGAUCACAAAACUAAAGUACCAUUUCAAAUUUGGGAUGGUUUAAUUUAUGAAUUUAAGGGGCUCUAUUUAAAGUGAAAUUGUGGUUAAAUUUUUUUGUUUUGUUUUUAAAGUUAUAGACUUCAAUUUUUUUUUUAUUUACAUGUUUUGGAGCACCUUUUGAAGAGUGAUAUUCCUUGUGAGGCCUCAAGAAUGUCUCGAUUUUGCACAAAUUUGGAAGGAAUUACAAAAUCAGAAAAUGGUAUUUUAUCCAAGGCUACAAAGGUGAGCGGAUCAGAUUAAUUUACUUAAUGAGGAAUGAUUUGUUUAGUGAAAUAUCAUGUGUGUAGAUAUGCAUCAUUCACAUAGGGACAGAAACAAUAUAUUGUUUUUACUUAGAUCCUGUAUUUACUGAAUGCAAAAAGAGAAAAAGAGGGAAAUGAGAAAUGUAAGCAUAAUGCUUAUAAUAUUGAUCAUAGAUUUUGGCCUAAAUCAUUGUGACAACCUUCAGAAGGAAUGAACUAGUGGUAAUCAGUAUUUGCAAGAGAUGGAAUAAUAAACAAAAACACAAAUUGAGAAAUCAGUACUAUGUGCUCCCAUCUGUGAUCUUUCCAGGCUCCCAAUACCCAGAGGAUAACCCCACCCUGACCUUAGAGAUAUCCUAGGCCAGGUCACCUUAGGGGUAGGGUUAUCCUAAUGAUAAUACCCCCCAUCCCCUUGUCAUGUAUUUUAACGAAAGGAAACAGCUUAUUAUUCCAAGUAGUCAAGGUAACUCUCUCCAAGGUAGUGUAGUGAAUUCAGAACAUAGUAAAAGUACUUAACCCUUUAACUCCCAUGAGUGACCAAGACAGAAUUUCUCCUUACAAUAUCAAUACAAUAUCAAGCAGACAAGUGGUGAAAAUAAAGAAAAAUAUCAGUUAGAGGACUGUAAGUUGAUACAAUACAUAAUUAUCCAAACUAACAUCAUAAGAACUGUGUGGCAGACAGUAGAGAGAAUUACUAAUGAGAUCUUGGGAGUUGAAGGGUUAAACCAAUGUUAGUUAUAUCACUGUGGGACUACUGAAUGAUGUUAAAGGACUUUAAUCAAGUAACAUGGUUGCACCAGCUUAUUAGAUAGUUGAUUGAUGAAUAAAGACAGAAUAUAGAAGGUAAUUAAAGAGUGAGUGUCUCCUCUAAAUGAAUACACAACAGAUGAGUCCAAGAGUUAAAGAUCAUAGCUGUACUUCAUGUAGAACACAUACAGUGUAGAUGCAUUUGAUCAUUUGAUGUUGAACUUAUUUAGCAUUGAACUCUACAAAGCUUGAUUUUGUUUCCUUGCAGAUGUCCAAGUCUUAGUUGAAGAAAGAGAUGUCCAAGUGGUAAGUUUUAUAAACUCUAGACUGACCAUGUCAGGUUUAUACCUCUGAUGAUCUAUUUCUCUUUUAUUUAUUAUUACUAUUAUUAUUAUUAUUAUUAUUAUUAUUAUUAUUACUGUUAUUUUUGUUUCUUUAUAUUGGUUCUUAUUUUGAUGAGAGUGGAUUCUAAGUUUAAAGCCAAGCAGCCAAUAUAAUAAUUCCUUUUGAGAUCAUUUUGCGCAGUCCUAUGUGACCUCAAUUUAAGAGGCAAGAAAAAUUUCAAAGGCAAACCUUUAAGAGGAUCCACAAAUGAUUAGGUACACUAACAGUACAAUUUCUCCUCAGGACAGUGUAUCCAUUAACAAUCCUUUCUUUUUAACCAUGAUAAAUUAAAGUUGAAUUCACCCUUCGAUUCUGACUGUUAAGUUGGUAAUCUUUGUCUCUUUGUAUCUUGCAGGUUGGAGACACUGUAGACUUCAGUCAACAGCAGAUCAAAGUCUUGCUCUAUUUUCUGGAAUGAGUUCACAUUCGGUAAGACAAAAAAUAUUCGGUCAAUUAGCAACUAAAAGCUCAUAAACUAAAGGUAGUUUACUUUUUCUUUUCCAUGUACAGCAAACAGACUCCACUACAGUAUCAGCACUGUUUGAUUCCAACACUUAA
Messenger RNA from Pocillopora meandrina, 2402 nucleotides. The record is from the annotation of a GenBank genome assembly. NCBI's taxonomy places the organism in Eukaryota, Metazoa, Cnidaria, Anthozoa, Scleractinia, Pocilloporidae.